GAUUUAACCAGAUUGAAACAAAAUGCGUCUCCAUAGCUACAAAGCACAUGCAAUGAAUUUCAAUAAAAAUUAAGCAAAAUACACGCACUGAAUGAAAUUAUAAGAAAAUAAAGCUCAAUGAAGAUUUGCAAAAUACAAAAACAAGGAUCAAAUAGUAGAAGGCACUUUUAUUCAUUUCAUUUACACAAAUAUUUUAACAGGGAAGUUGAAUUGUUUGUUUCCCACUAAUAUUUUAAAAGAAAGCAUUGGUCUCUUUUCAGUGUUGCUAAGAAUAGAGUCAUUCAAAUUGUGAAUUGCUUCGUGUAUAUAGAUAUAAAAGGUUUUGGAUUAGGAUUGGGGAAGAGUUUUUAUCGCACAAGAAGGGCAAUCAUAAAGUUGAAUAAGAAAGCAUAAUUUUGAAGAGGCACUAUAUAUGACUUGUGUAGCUAUACUUGAAGAAGCCGGUGUAAUGAAAGAAUUCAUAAUAAGUAUGAAUGUGAAAGAUAAAACACUUCAUAAACUUUAAAACAAGAUUAAAAUGUUUACAUUUUGCACGAAGAGUAGAGUAUAAGCAACGGAAUAUUUAUGUCAUUGAUUUCCAAAAUGUCAACACAGAAGACCAUUCCUGAUUUCAUCCUUCUGAUUUCGAUAUUAUCAGUUUUCGAGAUGACUUGCGCUCGCCCUGAAAUUACAGCGUUGUCUCCCCUUCAAGUUACGGAAUACAGGGAAAUAAAGUUACAGUGUACAGUGGCGCCAUCUAUGAAUAUUACUUUGAGAUGGACAUGGUGGUGUGCUGGCAAGAAGAUGAAAGAUGAUAAUGGCGGUUUAACGUCAACCAUGACUUUUUCUGCGAAACGAGAACAUGACGAGACUUGGUGCUACUGCAGAGCUCAGUCUGAAACCUCUAAGAUAAAAUACGACGAAAUUUCAAAUCUACAGACUGUCACUGUGUAUUAUUUACCACGUGAUAAUCCACAUUUGGUAGCUUUGUCGCUGACAUCUUUGGCGGUUGGACAUGAUUUCAUUCUUCAGUGCAGUAUUUCUACCCUGGGGAAUCCUCCAUUAUCCUGGUUCUGGACGUGCGGCCAGAAAAAUAUCUCUCAUGGAAGAAUGAGCGUCUUCAAUAUGUCCUCAUCAAAGAUCGUGUUCGAAGCCGAAGCGUGGCAGAACAAGAUGUCAUGUUUCUGUACCGCUGUCAGUUCAAAAUACAACUUUCGUGCUCUGUCAAAUGAAGUUAAAAUCACUGUAUAUUAUGGACCUUUGGAUUAUCCUGAACUCAUCAAUAAAUCACUUCUUCACGUAGAAAAGGGUUCGUCAGUUACUCUACGCUGUCACGUGUCCUCUGAGGGAAAUCCUCGCCUAUAUUGGUCUUGGCACUGUGGAAAACUUUUGAUGGAGAAGGAAGUUACAUACGGUGACACGUGGUCCGAGCUGACCUUUGUGGCAUCCCAGCAAUUCAAUCAGAGAGCUUGUUACUGCCGACUUAGUUCAAUGUCCGAGAUUAUCCGUUACAACAAAGUUUCUCAAAAGAUGUUUAUAACCAUUAAAGAUGGACAAGGCUGUAUCUCCUUUGGUAUUUUCGCAUCCACAACCUCUGUGCUCUCGGGGAUUGCAGGGAUUGCAUUCCUUGUUAUCAUAAUGCAAAACGUCAGAAAGAAACCCAAGAAGCUUCGUGCAUGCCGAUGUUUCGGUAGUUUGUUCAGGGAUUCCAGACGCACAGUGCAACCAUCACAACCAAAAUUAAGACAAAAUCAAAACAGAGCCACCACAUUUAUUGAGGCACAUACUUAUGAAGCUGUUCAGCCUCCAACGAAAAAGUCACCAAAAGAGAGGAAGAGGAGGAAGAAAUGGUUUGUGAGCAUUCCAUGGUCAGGGUCUAACAAAGUCUCCACUAUACGAGAACUUUACGAAGAAAAUGUAACAUCCAUCUGCAACGCAGUCCUUCAUUUAGGAAUAUGAAAUAUGCGUUAUUAUUAUAUAAUUUACACAAAUUAACGGGACCCAACCACGGAACAUUCGAUGGAAUGCACACACGAGACAUUCCUCCUUGCGUCGGACAUUGUUUCGUCAUCCGACAAGAAUAUUGUAAUAUGUCAUCAUACAAAAUGUGACAUCACUAUUUUGUAGAUUUGUACGAAGUAUUUUGAAUGUAAUGUUUAAAGGAGUACACUGGAAUCACUUCGCCCGUUCGUCCGUCCGUCCGUAGGCACAAUAUCUGCUUUUCGUAUCUAUGGGUUUGGUUUUUAUGCUAUAUCAGCAACUUUAAAGAAGUCUUUCAAAUGAUAAAGACCGUAAUCACUAUGGUAAUGUUGACCCCACCCUGGAACCAAAACCCUAACACCUAGGAUCAUGAAAUUUACAAUUGUUAUAAUAAUAAUAAUAAUGCUUUAUUUAGAGAAGGUAGCCCGACUAGUCUUCCCCGGGGCCUUCUGAAAUACAAACAAUAUACUCAUAACGAUACGUACAAUCAAAAAUAAGAAUAAAAUGAUAGGUUCCGUGAUCAUAUACAAUGUACAGCAAAGUGGUACUUAAAACAAUGAUGGGGGUGAAUAUUCAUGGCGUGGAAGAGGUACAUGUGGUUCAAGAGGGAAAAGAGGCGGGUAUGAAAAGAUAUGCAUAUAUACAUGUAUAUAUAUAUAUAUAUAUAUAUAUAUAUAUAUAUAUAUAUAUAUAUAUUCACAUACAUACACAUGUUUAAAAUUAACGACGGCUAAUUAUGAAUUUUUCAACAUUUCUUCUAAAAACAGGUAAGGAUUUUACCUCAAGUAUACUUGAAAUGUGGUAUAUAUAAUAAACUUGGAUCGAUAUCCAUUUAUUAUGAAAACAAUAACACACCUCAAUCUGUGUUUUCAAAACAAAUAAUAAACUCUGUAUAAUGAGUUGUCAUGAUGAAUAACCUUAAUUCUUUUUUUUGUUUUUUAUGGGGUUUUUUGUUUUUGUUUUUGUUUUUUUGUUUUUUUUUUUGGUUUUUUUUUUUUUUUUGGUAAACCUUCUAAACACAUUAGACAGUAGAUUUUUAUCAUUUAACAAAAUCUUGGGGGAAAUCUUGAUUCAGUCCCCUUUUUAAUGCCGAAAGCAUACAGACGGACUACCUAGGUUAAACGUCUUGUAAAGAUCAAACCACUAUAGCCUACUGCGACCACAGGCACUUGGGGCAUGGAUCAUGAUCACCCCCAUCCCACCCCACCCCCACCCCCCAUUAUAACUAUUAUUUUUUUUUUACCAAAAUAUUAUUUUCUUCAUAUGUUUUGUAGAUAGGCAUUUAGAAUCACCCCCAAAAUGUUACUUUUCGUCUCUGUUGCGUAUAGUCAAUCCCUAUAAUGACUGAGAACGUGACAUUUGACUAAUACGUAUAUGUUUAUGUAUAUACGUAUACGUGGAGGAUGUUAUAAUAGCUUGUAAACGCUUCUCCUCCUAUAUGACUUAUCCGAUAGACUUGAGAUUUUGUACAAUACUCAAAUGCCAUUUGCAGAUGUGCAUAUUGCAGGGAUAUGAGGAUACAACUGUUAUCCUUAAAUUCAUAGCGGAUCUGAGGGGUGGAGGGUGUAAAAUAGUUUGUGCAUACUUCUCCUGUGUGGCUUAUCGGAGUUCAUGUCUAUGUUCCUGCUCAUGCUUUCUUCUCCAUACCAUGCAGUACAUUAAUUGAAGGUUUCAUUUGGAGCACUUCCAAUUUGGGGAGACAUUUGGGUGGGGUUUUUUUUCUUCAUAAAAACAAUUACUAGUUUUUUGUAGUGUAGGUAACAGAUUGAAUUCGCGUAGUAUUGUACACGGUCAUAUUUUCGAUGAAUUGUUAUUUUCACUGUGGGCUUAAACCGCGAAAGUUAACUUACAAUGAAAAUAAACUGAAUGAGAUAUCCAUCUGAGUAAAAACUGAAUAGAGUAUGUAAAUGUGGAGUAGAUGGAUGUCGUAUCCACCGGGGGAAAAAACGGAAUGAUGACAAUUUUCAAAACCUUUAAAAUGGCGAAUGCAUGCAGUCUGUUAUUCGUGUAGUUAUAUCUUAGAUGAUAGGACGUUUAAAUUUCACAAAGCAAACUCCCAAUAAUUGAUCAGUAUGUUAAUGUUUCGACUUUUUAUCGUUCUCACAGAUGGUAUAUUACAUCUUCGAUAGCGAUGAAACGUCGAAACAUCAACACAGUGAUAAAGUAUUAUUAGUUUGUCAACUUUAAACAGUAGAUCAUCUCAAAUAUAACUUAUUGUGAACACUCGGAACUGACUAGUGUAGAUAUACUGUAGGAAAAAUAUUGAAAGGGGGGGGGGGGGUAAACAUAAGUGCACACUUCCAACAAACCAGUGUAGUAUGACCCCAACCAUCAUUUCUCCGGGGGUGGGGGAUACGGCAGGUGUCCUUAAACUUGACCUUCAACGUCCAUGCUUAACGCGACGGUUGGAUUCCCACGGUAAUGUAAUUGAAACAGUACCCUAUAUAUUUUAUUUAGACACAUGACACGGUAACUUAAGGUUUGUUGAGCGAAAGACGACAGUGUGUAUUUAAUAUCAGAAGAAAAAUAUAAGGUCCGCCGUGGUGUUAGGCAGACACCUGACAUGUGAUUAGUCAAUAAGAGAGAAUCCUAUUCAGCGUGUCUUUCCAGUCCUGAAAUAUAUAGAUAUACCAUAGAUAUGUUCCCCUUUUACUGAAUGUACAUCUGAACUUUGAUAAAGCAUUUGUGAUGAAUAUAGCUUUUGAAACCU
Ostrea edulis (European flat oyster) is the source of this 4669-nucleotide messenger RNA. RefSeq lists its product as uncharacterized. The transcript is spliced from 9 exons. The record is from RefSeq and is a predicted model, not a curated record. The coding region runs from base 565 to 1938 and encodes 457 amino acids. NCBI's taxonomy places the organism in Eukaryota, Metazoa, Mollusca, Bivalvia, Ostreida, Ostreidae.